AUGGCUCUUCAUCUCCCCCGGGGCAAGUCGUCGAACUCGCUGAAAGACGAGCCGAAAAAAAAGGCGUUGAAGAAAUUCACCGCCGGCAAGGUCAGCCGCAACUCCUCGUACGGGACGUAUCUCAACAAGCUCACGCGGAUCAAGAGCAACGACUCGGGGGGCUCCUCCAACGAGCCCGAACGACCCAAGUUCCAGCGCUCCAAGUCGUCCGCAGACAUGCUCAAGACGCUGUCGUACAACAACAAGCUGACCAGCCUGGUCACUGCCAACGAGCGGACCAAGAGCAUGACCAACCUCAAGAUGCUCAACACAAAGCCCUCCAAGUACAAGCUCACGAUCGACGCCAAGGCCGACGACUCUGUUUCGUCCGAGGACGAGGAGGAGGUCGACACGUUUGACGACAACGCGCGAGACGCUCCGGCGCCAGCGCCGCAACCGUUUCACGAGAAGAGCUACGGGCUGUCGCAGUCGGCAGACGAGGAGAGGCCCAUGUACGACGCGCCGCUGCAGGCUAGCGGGAGUUCGAGGCCGUCGUCCUCCGAGCCGUCGCAGCCGCAGAACGAGCCCAGCGUGCCCGCGACGCCGCCGAGCUCGACGCCCGCCAAGACGUCCGUCCAGACCCGAACGCAGCAGAAGCUCUGGCUGCAGCGAGAAAACCUGCACUCGCUGGCCGACAUGGCCGACUCCAACAACGUUUUUGCGUCGAACGCGACGCGGCUCGCGUUCGAGCAGCUCUCGCGCGAGUUCCUCUCGAUUCGCAGAUACAGCAACCCGGCAAUCAAGUCUCUGGCACGGCUGAGCUCGAGUUCGCUCAAGGUGAAGAAAACACGCGACGCGGAGCAGCCCGACGAGUUCGCGGGCCGGCUCGCGGACUUGGGCGCCGUGGUAGACCGCAUGUGGAAGAAGAACUGCGCCGACUUCGAGCAGAAGCACAAGCUGCACCACGGCGCUCCCGAGCGCAAGAAGCCGCCCCACCCACACCCGCAGCCCGUGCGCCAGUACGGCCACCCGCCGCCCACCACGCGCGCGCAGCAGCAGGCCAAGCGCUCCUCGCUGAACGUCGUCAACCUACAAAACUAG
Molecule: messenger RNA, 1080 nt
Organism: Ogataea haglerorum
Lineage: Eukaryota; Fungi; Ascomycota; Pichiomycetes; Pichiales; Pichiaceae
Exons: 1
Coding region: 1-1080 (359 amino acids)
Biological process (GO): TOR signaling
Cellular component (GO): TORC1 complex; fungal-type vacuole membrane
Source: RefSeq, a predicted model, not a curated record